Selaginella moellendorffii is the source of this 801-nucleotide messenger RNA. RefSeq lists its product as uncharacterized. Gene Ontology annotation, molecular function: protein binding. Lineage: Eukaryota; Viridiplantae; Streptophyta; Lycopodiopsida; Selaginellales; Selaginellaceae. The record is from RefSeq and is a predicted model, not a curated record. The coding region runs from base 1 to 801 and encodes 266 amino acids. The transcript has 5 exons.
AUGUGUCUUAAGGGAGCCCAGCCAGAUAGCUUUACUUUCUCGAGCGUUCUCGAGGCAUGCUCGGAGCUGCGAGACUUGGAGAGUGGCAAGUCUAUCCAUGCUCGAGUUGCUUCCACUGGGAUGGUCGAGCUCGUUGGAAUGUCUCUGGUGGAUCUCUACGCCAAGUGUGGGGAGCUCGAGCCUGCUAGAUCCAUCUUCGAUGCAAUGCAGAGGAGGAACAACCACAAUGCUGGGUAUAACACACAAGCGCUCGAGCUAUAUGAGCUCUGGUGUGAUCGAUGGCGCAAUGACGCUCUGCUGUGGCGCUUGCUGAUCGCAUGUCCACCAACGGCAUUGAAGGAGUUCUUUCAUCUUGAAAACUGGGAACUCCGGCAGUAUUGCAGGAGAAAAGGCGCUCAAGUUUACUGGCUCAACUCUAAGGAGAGAAACCAGUGGUGCGAGGCGAGACGAUCAAACCUGGUGGGAAUGGUGGCCACUUUGAAAGCUUGGAUGCAUGCCGAUGAUCCACUUUUCUCCUUGAUGAUUUGCUACUUGAUCAGGCCACCCAGCCCAGCACCGCCCGCCCACCCGCCCACUGCCCGCAGCGCCGCUGCCACCACCGCCAUCGAAUUUGGAACUUCAAUUCUCCCAGCUUUGAUACCAUCCCUCACGCAUGCAGCCAGUGGAGGGCUGCUCAUACCUGGCUACGAGUUCUUGGUGUCGAUGAGUGGCGACUACGGGAUCUUUCCAGACGCCAACGCUGCAAGCUCUUGCUUGGACGACGUUACUCUCCAGCAAAGUGGUGCGAAAGGGCUGGAGUGA